GAGGAUGAUCCACCCGGUAAUUGCCUACCUACGGAGUUGUAUCAUCCAGCGAGUCAACUUGAAACUGCAUGAGCUUGAACUCUACGUACCAAUUCGCAUGUUCCUACAACUAUCACGAUGGGCGCUCUCCUCUCUUUGCCACUCCUGGCAGUUCCCAGUAUCACCACUCUUAUCACCUUUGCUGCGAGCUGUUGUGGUGCCGCCACAUGUUCGGCAAUAUGCAGUGCUUGUGGGAAAUGCGGCAACAGUGUUGCCACUCGAGUCGCCUAUGCUCUACUUCUCCUAGUCAACUCGACCCUGUCAUGGAUAAUGCUUACACCUUGGGCCAUCAAGAAACUCGAACAUCUGAUGCUCGACUAUGUUAAGAUCGACUGCCCUACGGGCCAAUGCCAUGGAUGGCUCGCUAUGAACCGUAUUAACUUCGCCCUGGGUCUCUUCCAUCUCGUCUUCGCUGGUCUCCUUUUCGGCAUUAAAUCGUCGAAGAAUCCCCGUGCUGCGCUUCAGAAUGGGUACUGGGGUCCCAAAGUCUUGGCUUGGCUCUCCUUGAUUGUGCUUUCUUUCCUGAUUCCAGACGAAUUCUUCCAAGUUUGGGGGAACUAUGUUUCCCUAUUCUGUGCCAUGCUCUUCCUCAUACUCGGCCUGAUUCUGCUCGUGGAUCUCGCCCACGGAUGGGCCGAAUACUGCCUGGAGAAAAUCGACGCAACCGAAUCCAAGGCCUGGAGGACUGUACUCAUUGGAUCCACCCUGGGAAUGUACGUCGCUUCUCUGGCCAUGACCAUCGUCCAGUACAUCUUCUUUGCUGGCGGUGGUUGCUCCAUGAACCAAGUUGCUAUAACCGUCAACCUCCUUCUUUGGUUGGUGACGUCAUUUAUCUCUGUCAACCCGACUGUGCAGGAGUAUAAUCCGAAGGCUGGCCUAGCCCAAGCCGCAAUGGUCGCAAUUUAUUGCACGUAUCUGACCAUGUCGGCCGUGUCCAUGGAGCCGGACGACAAGCAUUGCAACCCUCUGGUUCGGGCCCAGGGGACUCGGACGACCUCCAUCGUUAUUGGGGCCGUUGUCACCAUGCUUACUGUGGCUUAUACCACCACUCGAGCAGCAACACAGAGUUUAGGACUGGGUACCGGACGAGGUAUCCGUCUUCCUGAGUCGGACGAGCACGAUCUUGUUACUCAGCAGCCUCGCGCUCAUCGAGAAAUGCGCGCCGAAGCUCUGCGACGUGCAGUCGAAGAAGGCAGCUUGCCUGCCGACGCUCUCUUAUCAGAUGGUGAGGGUGAAGAUGAAAGUCAGGCCGCUGGGGAUGACGAGAGAAAUCAGACGCAGUAUACCUACAGCGUUUUCCACAUUAUAUUCUUCUUGGCCACGGCUUGGAUAGCAACACUGCUAGGCAUGAGUGUCGACCAGUCACAACAAGAUGGGGACUUCGCACCUGUCGGACGCACCUACUGGGCUAGCUGGGUUAAGAUUAUAAGCGCGUGGGUGUGUUACGCUUUGUACACCUGGACUUUGGUAGCCCCGGUUGUUCUUCCAGACCGAUUCGAUUUCUAGGGUUGUUUGAUGAAUUUUAAAGAACUGCAGCUGUUGGAUUUACUUGUCGUCUGUCAAUGCAAAU
Molecule: messenger RNA, 1609 nt
Organism: Sodiomyces alkalinus F11
Lineage: Eukaryota; Fungi; Ascomycota; Sordariomycetes; Glomerellales; Plectosphaerellaceae
Product: TMS membrane protein/tumor differentially expressed protein
Exons: 3
Coding region: 118-1545 (475 amino acids)
Cellular component (GO): membrane
Source: RefSeq, a predicted model, not a curated record